This is a messenger RNA of Eutrema salsugineum, 1806 nucleotides long. Its product is annotated as meiosis-specific protein ASY2-like. The record is from RefSeq and is a predicted model, not a curated record. The coding region runs from base 1 to 1806 and encodes 601 amino acids. The transcript has 6 exons. NCBI's taxonomy places the organism in Eukaryota, Viridiplantae, Streptophyta, Magnoliopsida, Brassicales, Brassicaceae.
AUGCCGAAACGAAAGGUCAUCCGUCCUCGCGAUGUACCUGCUUCCUCUCUAUCUCCAACGAUAAUUCAAACCGUACUCGAGACCCAUGGACUCACAGAUGGUGCCGUUGUUAUCAUCCCUGACACCGGAGAUCGCCCGUGGGACAUCCCUGAAGACUUCCUUUGCAUAUACCUGACCUACUUCACUCAGUGCGAGCUCACGUUUCCGAUCCCAUCUCGCCUGUUUCGCUACUGCAAACGCCAAAGCGUUGCCUUGUUGCAGAUGAUGCCAGCAUCAGUGACGAACUACACGGGGUUCCAAACGUUGUGCGCCGAGCUCAACGAGGAUCCAUCUAACCGGUUAUUCGAGGACGUCUUCUCGAUUAACCUUCAUAAAUCGAAGGAGUGUUUUUUCGCGGCUAAUGCAAAACCGCGGAGAGACAUCGUUAUUGGGGUUAAACCUAGUAAAUACAAUGACUGGGAGUCCCAAUACUUCUUCCUCGAAAUUAACGAGCUCACAGUCACUGGUGUCGAUAUUCCAACUCAAUCGGAGUGGAAGAUUCCAAUUGGUCGUCAUCUUCCAAGUUUCCUUCUCAAUUCCGCACUCACUCCUGAAUUCCAGGCAGCUUUUAGUGAAGUCGGUAAGCGUCGCUGGCCUGAAGCGUGGGAAGAGAUACUCGAAUGCCGAGCUAAGAAAUCAGUCUCAGUUAAGGAGCCGAAGCCUCUAAAACCGAAGAGCCGAGCUAAGAAGCCUCAUCCUCCUCCUAGACGGAAAGCGGCGAAACCAAAAAAGAAGCAUUCGACAAUGCUUUUGCUGGAUGAAAUCCCGAAUCUCUUUGAUGACGUCGAGCCGAACGAUGCAGCACAAAAUCUUCUUCCUACUACUGAAGGGGAUGAACAGAGAGAUGAGGAAAUGGCUCUGGAAAGGGCCGCCGAACUCAAUCCUUCGAUCCCCACUGCAUCAGAGCUUGCAAUUCCUGAGGAGCAAGCCGAAGCCACGAACAAAAGAAAGAGGCAGGAAAGGGAUCGUGGCGAGCAAUCUCCUGAAUCAGAGCCGGCAAAAGGGGCCAAGGUUUGCUUCGACUAUGAUGAUGAGGGCCCUUUGGAGGAUAACAUCGAUGCUUGUGCCAAUCUCUAUCACAAGAUCUCGAGCGAGGUCCCAAGUCUGCCAAAGAUCCCCGAGCUGCGAUUCUCGAAUCUGUAUAAGGGAAUUGCUCACACAAAUGCUGUGCUCGCUAGUCAGACCAAUACUUUAGUCGAAGGGUAUGAAGUUGCCCUGUUCGAUGAGCAGAUGAGAGUUGCCGAGCUGGAGGAUAAGAUCUCCAAGGUAGAUGACCGCCUUGCUACCGAGCUUCGGAUAAAUGACGAGCUCCAUAAUGCUGUUGAUCUGCUGAAGCAAGAGAGCUCGGAGCUUAAAGCCAUCAAGGCUGAACUGAUGGAAGCUCAAGCUCUUCUAUCUCGGGAGUUCAAACAAGACAAGGAGCGGCUGCAAGGUAUGGUGGCUCUCUGGAGAGAUCGGGCAAGGAAGCUCACCGGAGUUCUCGGCUUCAUCAAAAAGUUGAAGAACAAAGGUCUGUACGAGGUCCCUGCCGAGAUGGUGGCCAAGCUCAAGGCAAAGCACGCAGAAGCACUGAAAGAGUAUCAUUCCGUCGAUGCGUAUGUCCUCACUGAAGAGGACAAGCGGAUGUCACCGCUCCCUGAAGCUAAUGAGGAGGCUCCUGCCGAUAAUCCAAUCGGAGGAAGGCAAGAUCAGGCAAGAGUUGAGCAGUUUGGCUCGAAUGAGGACAUGAUCAAUGCGGAUCAAACUGCUGUUGCCAAGACUGCUUAG